UUAAAUGUUUAUUGUGUUGCUUGUGCCAGAAUUAUAUUUCAUGAUCAAGUAAGUAUUGAGUAUUGGUAUAUUGAGGACAGUCUUAAUUAGUAUCAGUUCAGUGGUAUAAGUACUAGUUAAUUGAUAUGUAUACCAGUCUAGUGGUAUAGUACAAGUUCAGUGGUAUAUAUGUACCACUGAAGUAGUAUUAUUACCGCCGAAGUUGUGCGAAGACCAUUUCUAUUCAUUACUCGUCGGCAAAGAUAUUUCAAUGACAUUGAAAGAAGUUGACCAAUAAUUAAGACAAAAGAAAAAUAAUAAAAUCAAUUCCAAACUUCAAAAGUGGUGGAGACCACAAUAUUUUCAUGACGAUGUAUUCCAAACUCCACUGGUACACGUACCACUCCACUGGUACACGUACCACUCCACUGGUACACGUACCACUUCACUGGUACACGUACCAGUCCAUUGGUGUGUUUCCUCUGCCGCCUAGUGGUACCACCCUCACCUUCAGAUUCUGUCGCCGCCACUUAGGGUUGAUCGAAUCUCUACCGUGGAAGGACGGUGGUCAACAGGAAAAGAUCAAGCGCAGGCCGUGGAUAAGAGGAAGUUGUUGGAAGGUGAUGUUUGAGAUGGAAGACGGAGGACGGCAGACGGCCGACGACAUGGAUGGUCGGACUUGUUGUAAGGGCGGCGGGGAUAUCCGCCAGCCGUGUAAUGAUGAACCAGAGCUAUGGUUCUCCACAACAAUGGAAAGAAACAAGGGGAAAUAGCAGAGGAGGGAGGGGGAAAAUAGAAACAAAGGGAAAGGGAGUAGAAACGCCACAGAGGGAAAGGGGAUCCAGCUAAAUUGCCCCAUUCUCGUGCAUAAUUAAUAUGACAAUUAAUUCUUUCUCCAUUUAUAUUUAUUUGGGACAGCCAUUAAUACUUGUCUAAUAAUUAAAUAUAAAACUGACCAAUCAAUAGGAGGGUGUCGAAAAUCACUACCACUUUAGGGGUUAGCAUAGUAUCCGACCCCUUUUUAACCCACCAUACACCCACAUUUAGUCUCGGGUUGGGUUGGGCGGAUGGUGGAUGAUGUGGAUGGGUUUGCGGGUUCACCCACAUCACAAUAUACAUACUACAAAGGAGUCAACUUGACAUGAUAAUUGGUGGAGAGAGUUAUCGGACGAAAACAUGGAGAUUGAUUAGGAAAAUAUAUGUCGAAUUGGUUAUGAAAUUGGAUAGAAAUUGUAUUAUUGAUGAGUUUUCUACAAAUGGAGAUGAUUAUCAAGUGCAUGGAAAUAAGAAAAAUAAUUCAACGAAGGAAAGAGACGUGAUAUAGGCACAAGAAUUGGAGAAAAAAAUAAAGGAACGAAGAGGGGAUCGCGAUUUGGAAGAUUGACAUUGAGGUUCAAUCUCCAUGAGAAGCCCUAGUUUCCGUCCAAAGUCUUCACACCCCCCCUCAGCGCCAACGACUUUGUUCUUUUUGCUAUUGGGUUGAGCGGGUGGCUCCCAGUACACCCGUUACCCACCCAUAAACCCAUCCACAUAACGAAAUUCGGGUCAAAUACGAGUGGAUUGGGCCAAACCCGUGAAUGAUCCACCCGCAUGCCCAACCCUAAUCAAACCUACCGAACUUGUCAUUAUUGACGGGUCAAAUUCCAUAUAUCCAGUAAUUUGCAAAACCUAAUUAUUAUUAAUAUGCUAUUCAACUCAACUUUAUUUCAUAACAUUUACAUCAAUUGCAAGUGAAUUGCAAUUGCAUAUAUGAGCAUUUAAGUGAUUUUAUAAUAAAUUAAAAUAAAUAACUCAACAAAGCAAAAAUAUUUAUUGUUUAUUAUUUUUCUAUAUGGUUUGGAUCUUCAAUUUCAUUUAACGAAAACUUGUAUAUUUACAAGUGCCCCUAUAUUAGUGUAAUACUCUUUGCAAUUGCAUAUUGUGUGUCAUGUAGAAUUUGGAAUAGAGCAAAAUAUUAAUGUGGAUACUAUUAAACCUAUUAGUUAAAAAGUUUUGAAACUUUUGCUAAGAGUGGAAUGAACGCUAACUACAUAAAAAGACAAAUGAGAUAUCAUGAGAAAAUAAAUAAUAUUAUUAAUAUUUAAAGAUAUUAGUUUAAAAAGAAAAUUCUACUCUCCUUUCAUAAAUUUGGCAGCUAUUUAAUAAGGAAAUUCGAAACUAAAACUAGAAAUCUGAAUUAACUUUUAAUGUUUAAAAAUAAAAAAUAAAAAUACCCACGCUCCAUAGCGACUUCCAAUAACAUUAUUAAUAUUUUUAAUGGUACUAUUAAUGUUUAUGCAAUGAUUAUAAUUGAUAUACCCAUCAUUAUUAAUAAUUUCAAAUAUUUAUCAAUAUUUUAAUAUUAUAAAAGUUUACAUAAAAAUGUGGAUAAUGACACUCUUAAUCAUUAAUAACUAAGUUGUAUUGGCAUUGAAAAUACAAGUAAAAUCAUUGACAAUAACUGCAUCUAAAUGAGUAAUACUCAUAGUACAUGUUACUAAUACCUCUCUCUCCCAAAAUGUUGAUGGCAAAAUAAAAACGAUUAAUAGCUAUGUUGUGUUUCGUUUAAAAUGCAAACAAAACCAUUGAUAAUGAUCGGAUUUAAUGAUCGUCAACCACACUAAAUUAUUAAUAAUUUUUCUCAAACAUUGAUACGUUUAUACCCGCCCAUUAACAAUGAUACAAACUAAGACAAAACGUAAGUAAUUAACAAUACCUAUAUAUAACAAAAUUAACCACUGUAAAUUGUCUAAAAUGAAAGCAAAAAAUGUUA
Molecule: messenger RNA, 2731 nt
Organism: Linum trigynum
Lineage: Eukaryota; Viridiplantae; Streptophyta; Magnoliopsida; Malpighiales; Linaceae
Source: the annotation of a GenBank genome assembly